Molecule: messenger RNA, 435 nt
Organism: Trypanosoma rangeli
Lineage: Eukaryota; Euglenozoa; Kinetoplastea; Trypanosomatida; Trypanosomatidae
Exons: 1
Coding region: 1-435 (144 amino acids)
Source: RefSeq, a predicted model, not a curated record
AUGCAGGGCCUGACGCGUCCCCGAAGUGUCGGGGUCCUCUCCAUCGGCCUUGGCCACAUGCUGGAAGCCGCCGCGAUGGCAUACACCCCCGCGCGUGAGGACCACCACGCUACGACUACCGCUGCUGCCUUGUCUCCUGCUGAUGGUAACUCCUCCCCAGAGCAGUGUGGCGGUUCUGGGAGACUGGAAGACGUUGGAUCCAUCGCCACCGCCAAAUCCGUCUUGCUGUGCUUACGCCGCCCGUCCUCACGUGUGGCGGCGGACAAGGGUGACGUGCAGGAAUACACGUGGCACUGGGGGAGGAGCAGCGUUCAGCGCAGGAAACGUGUCAUUCAGCGAACGAUGGAGGCACGACCGAGACUUCUAGCGUUUUUGCUGUGGCCCUGUAAGGGGGGGGGGGGGGGCAGAGGGAGGCCCCCAAGCGCAGCACAGUAG